AUGCGCGACGGAGGCGAAGGCGCGAAGGCCGGCGGCAAGGCAAUGCAACACCCUUCAACGCCAGGCACCCCUACUGUGUCGCUGGUGCCUGGCGCCGGCGCUGAAGGCGACGCUCGGUCGUUUGGCGGAGGUGGAGGGGUAGCUCCGUACACCGAAAGCUUGGAAGAGCUGGUCCGACUGCUGCGCAUCUACGCCGAGCACCGUGGCGUGCGGGUGAAUCACACGUACGACGCACUUCCGGCAGGCAUCGCUGCAGCUGCAGGCCUCACGGACAGUGGCGAGAGCUUUCAGCGAGGUGCGGGAGCCAAAGUCGCUGGCCUGCAGCUUCCAGGGGCGGAGCUGCUGCAUGGACUGUACGGCGACGACGGUCAGGCAGGCGGUCACCUCUCCGCCAACUGGGUCUUGGAUGAGCCUGAGACAAUCAUGGCGGAACAGGAGGCGUACGUGGAGCGGUACCUGGUCCCCACGCAGGCUGAGGUGGAGGUCACGCCGCUCGGCGUCAUCUCAUCUUACUAUGACAUGCAGGGAAGCCGCAGCCUCCACCGCAUGGCUGCCGAGACGGAGAAGGCAAUGAACGAUGACGGCUACGCGACGUACAUCCAGCGCUCGCGUACGUUCUACGACGUCUCCCACGCGGCACGCCGCGGCUACGGCCAGGAGGGCAGCAUCUUCGUUGCCGUGCCGUUCACGCUCACCGACAUCACGGCCGAGAUGGUGGACACAAUCCGUCGUCGAGCGUCGGCCGUGCCGACUUCGUCGCAGGCCCAGAGGUCCACCUCGAGCUCGCCGCUGGAGGAGAGGGACGACGGCUUCCAUGAGUUGCGGCUCACAGCCGCGCGCUGCGCCAUGACGGUCGGGUCCCUUUUCCGCCAAGCCCACCGCGGCGUCGCGGUGACGGUCGGGACGCUCGACGUGGUUACCGUGAGCGGCGUCUCCUCGGCGGCGGAGCUGGAUUUCGCGAAGGCUUCCGACGUGGUAUUUCCCCUUCGCCCAGAAGACCGAGCCGGCGUUCCGUACACGCGGCGCUACAGCCGCAUCACCUGCGAGCCCCCCGACUUUGCCAGCGGCUGGGACGACGCCAGCUACGGAUUUCACUGGAAGGACAACCUGCGCCGCCGCCGCGUGGUGGUACCCCUGACAAGGCUAGCCGACGCGUCCGCGGCUCAUGCGGGUCUGCUCCGUGGCGAUGGCGCCGCGGCGACACUGGAGCGGCACUUCGACUUCCCGUAUGUGGGGCGCUACGCCACGCUCCAGCUCUACCGGGGCGAGUCAUAUGUGUUCUUCCUGCGCACCGGCUCUCUGGUUCUCCCGAACUGGGACCUGACGCUUCGCUUGCUGUACCUGCGCACCCCGGCCCGGGAUCGCGCUGUACUGAGUAGCCGCCCGACACCACGCGUGGCGUGGACGGCGCUUGCGGCCUCCAUCGCAAAAGUGUGUGACACGAAACCGUUCCUGCCGCUCUCGCUGACGCUGACAUCGCGGCAGCGCAACCGCGAAAACGCGACAGGCGGUGACACGGACGUCGUCACCACCGCGCCACCUCCCGAGAAGAUGGGCAUGCGUCUGUUGGCCGCGCUACCGGCGGACGUGUCGUCGUGGCUGACCGCGGCGCGGAGCGAAGCGGAGCUUGUGCUGUGGCUGGUGACGCCGAGAUGGCUGUGGCCCACAAUGGUAGAGACUCUGGCGGAUUGGCGCCAGCUCGCCUCUUCGCCGGAUUCACCGCCACCAGCGAGCGCGUCCUCUGCACUGCAUGUGCUGUUCGCCAGCGAUGCUGUGCGUGACGUUCUCGGCAACGAGCCAUCAACUCUUAUGCAGGCCGACUUGAAUACUGUUCAGGUGAGCCCUGUGAGGCGCUCUGAUGGCGCCACUGCCGCGGCAGCGUCCCCGCGUGGGCAACGCGUCGUGAGUCUGCGCGGUGGCAGGAGCCCUACAACGAACAGCACGCCACAGGCUGUCCUGUCUGCCAGCCUCACCGCCUCUGAGGUAUACGAGCUGCUGUUCCUGGACGAGAAGCGGCGGCCGAUGCCGGGGCAGCCGAUCGUCCACAUGCCGCAAUCCGAGCCGACGAUAGGGCGGGUACCCUCCCGCGACUCGGGCGCUGCGGCCGUGCGACUCUGUGGGGAGGCGACGUCGGAGACACCGUACUACUCGGCUGCUGACAAGGCGCUGCGGAAGCGCUCCUUCGAGUACUGCUGGCUGAGGGCGCACAGGGGCGCCGUGCGGCAGCAGCUGAACCGCCUCGUGCACUCCACCAAGGCAGUGACAGUGCUGAAGGCGGCCGCGGGCACGAAGGCGCCUGCCGCCGGGGCGGCGGCGCAGUGCAGCAGCAAGAGGAGGCUUCUGGAGGCGGCGAUGGUGCCCCGCUCGAGUGUGUGCUUGGCGGACAUGCGCUACCUUGAGCCGAUGGAGGAGACGCGGCUCACAGGUGCCGGCGGAGGUACGUUGGGCCGCGGUGACAGCGCACACCAGGAGUGGCACGCGGCCGAUCAGCGCUCGCUGCGAGAAGAGAAUGCCUGGUUCACGUCCGCGGCGAACGUGGGCAAGGUUCACGGAGUGGCGACGUCUUCGUUGCUUGUCUCACAAGGCGCUGAUGGGACCGAGAAGCCGCAGCUGAACUCGCCGCGGUCACCGAAGGACGCGCCGCCGAUCCCUGUUGAGCCGACGCCGUACGUACUCCAGGCUGUUGCGUCGUCCGAUCUGCUGUUCGGCCCUGCGGAGGCUUUCUUCGAGUUCGGUACGGAGCACCAGCUGCGUACUGGAGCGCGCAGCCUCUCGGAGCAGCUCGCAGAGCGCCGCCUCCAUCGUCAAGGGCUGACAGCGACGGCCGCGCACGCACGUGUGCCCGAGGCCGUCGAACUCGAUCCCUCUCUGCAGUUUAUGGACAGCGACCUCGAGGAUGUGUACAUGACGCAGGCGCUCUGGACGCGAGGGUGGAACAUCUUUGGGCUGACGGAGCCGGUGGCCGUAGGCACCGGCGAGGAGGAGCUGUCCAGCUCCGCGUCGGCGGCGGCACCGAGAUCAUCUCCCGCGAGAGAUGAUGGGAAAUGCGCAGUGGAUGGGGCGACCGAUGGCGUGCCGUCCGAGCUGAGGAACGCGCGCACCUUCACGCAGGAUAAGUUCUGGGGUUUGGUGAUGGCCCACCGCGAUGCGGGUACGCUGCUUGGCGCCACCGACGCGAGGAACUACACGACUACGCCGCGGGAGAGCUCGCCGCCGCUCUAUCCCUUACGUAGAACUAUGAAGGAGUGGGAGCUGUUCGCUGGCAUCCAGCUGACAACCCUCCGUGACGCGCUGCGCUCGCCGUGA
Molecule: messenger RNA, 3306 nt
Organism: Leishmania mexicana MHOM/GT/2001/U1103
Lineage: Eukaryota; Euglenozoa; Kinetoplastea; Trypanosomatida; Trypanosomatidae
Exons: 1
Coding region: 1-3306 (1101 amino acids)
Source: RefSeq, a predicted model, not a curated record